AUGACUGUCGGAGAGGAGGAAGAGCUUCCGCCUUCCAAGCUCGGUACGAAAGAACACUGGGAUGGUCAGUACAGCCGGGAAAACGCAGUGUAUGAUGAUGUGGGAGAUGAAGGAGAGGUGUGGUUUGGCGAGUCCAGCGUCACCAAAAUGCGCAAGUGGGCGACCGAACAUUUGCCCCCAAGCAAAGAGCUCAUACGAGUCCUCGAGUGCGGAUCAGGCAAUGGGACACUGCUGCUCUCCUUCCUUACCUCGCCUGAGACCUCCGGCCCGCAACCCUUCCAUCUCACCGGUAUCGACUAUUCCGAGGGGUCUACUCGCCUGUCCAGAUCAAUAGAGGCCAAUCGACGAGAUACUCUCAGAGCCGACGCGGAGGAGAAUGACGAGGUGGUCAACCCGGCGAAGGUGGAAUGGCGGACGGGCGACCUGCUGGCGGACGAUAUGGAGGAGCAGUGGGAUCUCGUACUCGACAAGGGGACUUUUGAUGCGCUGUGUCUCAGCCAAGAGGUCGUGGCGGAGCGGGGAGGGAGAUUACCAUCUGUGGUAUAUCCGGAGCAGGUCGCCAAGCUGGUAAAGACUGGCGGAUCCUUCUUGAUCACGAGCUGUAACUUCACGGAGGAGGAGAUCAAGCGGAGAUGGACAAAAGAGGGUUUGGGUUUUGACUCAUCUGUACCCCACAAAUCGUACACUUUCGGCGGCAAGGUUGGGACGGUCGUUUGCACCGUGGCAUUUAAGAAGUGUGGGGGUACAAAGACAGACGCGGCAAUAGCAGAUUCUGCGGGAAAGGUCAUCGCUCGAGCGCAGGGUGGUAAUGGUAACAUGGCUGAGGUGUGUCAGGUCGUCCGUUUCAAGAUCUCCAUCGCUGACGGACCAAGGUGGGAGCACAAAUGA
Messenger RNA from Dioszegia hungarica, 888 nucleotides. RefSeq lists its product as uncharacterized. Gene Ontology annotation, molecular function: protein-lysine N-methyltransferase activity. NCBI's taxonomy places the organism in Eukaryota, Fungi, Basidiomycota, Tremellomycetes, Tremellales, Bulleribasidiaceae. The record is from RefSeq and is a predicted model, not a curated record. Gene Ontology annotation, cellular component: cytoplasm. The coding region runs from base 1 to 888 and encodes 295 amino acids. Gene Ontology annotation, biological process: peptidyl-lysine monomethylation; peptidyl-lysine dimethylation. The transcript has 5 exons.